AUGCCAGACGAUGCUCAUAGGUGGAAUCAGGUUGCAGAGCUCCUUGGAGGACCAGUCGCAGAUUUGCAGAUCACUCCCCAGCCAUCUGUAAGGUGCUAUAUAGGCCAAUUUCUUGGUACUUCCUGGCCACUGGUUACAGUUAACCAGUGGAUCAACGAGAACCACCUUAUCUGGACGCUCUGCGCCGCCCUCGCAACACAUGCCCGCGACGAUGAUUGGACACGCACGUUUGAGAACAACCACCGCGCCCAGUGGGACCAGAUCCAGGAGAGUGUGGAGCAGGCCCAGGGCGCUGACAGAUUUCUACUAGAUAUCCCAUCCCCGCCUUUGUUGCUUGCUGUGUUCCGGAGCACUAGUAGGUCUCUGCGCCAGAACCACGCCAUCAUGGCCACACCUGCUAGUAUCCGUUCCAACGGAGGUCUCCUGGACCUCUUGCGGUUUGUGUAUAAAAAAGCGCACGGGCUGAUUUGGGUACGGAUGGCUUUAGGGCAAGUAGCACAAAGCACAACCUAA
Molecule: messenger RNA, 513 nt
Organism: Penicillium robsamsonii
Lineage: Eukaryota; Fungi; Ascomycota; Eurotiomycetes; Eurotiales; Aspergillaceae
Exons: 1
Coding region: 1-513 (170 amino acids)
Source: RefSeq, a predicted model, not a curated record